Messenger RNA from Mollisia scopiformis, 1733 nucleotides. RefSeq lists its product as uncharacterized. Gene Ontology annotation, biological process: regulation of DNA-templated transcription. Bases 152 to 1684 code for a protein of 510 amino acids. Gene Ontology annotation, molecular function: zinc ion binding; DNA-binding transcription factor activity, RNA polymerase II-specific. The transcript has 2 exons. The record is from RefSeq and is a predicted model, not a curated record. Lineage: Eukaryota; Fungi; Ascomycota; Leotiomycetes; Helotiales; Mollisiaceae.
CAAGAAAGAAGGUAUGGAAGAACCGAAGCUAUUUAGUUAUUCUGCCGAAGCUCCAAGCACAACCACCUGCAAAACCACUUUUCGUCACCAGACGAAUAUGUAGUCCGAUUCAUCCAAAUCCUCGGAACACGAUCACUCAACACAGGACAGCAUGAACAAGCCGACAGCGAAGCCUCCAAGACGUCAGUCAUGCGAUAGAUGUCAUGCCCAAAAACUCCGAUGUUCACGCCAGGGGACUGGUAGUGGGGACCGGUGUACCAGAUGUUCUCGUCAGAACGCAGAGUGCGUGUACAGUACAUCUCUUCCAAAGGGACGACCAAGUGCGCAUCGAUUACAAUUAGCUGGUGCUAGCGCUGGCGCUGGCAAUGGCAAUGUUAAGAGCAGUCGCAGUGAGGGGGAAAGCAGGAUCAAAGAGGGUGCGAACGGCACAGAAAAUGAGAAUGGCACAGCGAGUGUGAGUAUCGCCACAAGUACCGAGACUACCGCUAUCGUCGAUAUUGGAGGACACGAAAUCCAAGCCGAAUUGGAUUGCAUCACAUCAAGCAACACUCACGGCAACGACAGUGACAACAUUACGAUCUCCCUCGUUCAAUCUCCAGAAAACCUUACACCGCCAUCUAUCACAGAGCGAAACCGGCAUUAUCCACCUAUACCACCUCCGAUUACCACUACAUGGGAAAGAGAACACGGUCUACUCACAGCUCCAUUUUCGAGUCCUGGAACCAAUAUCUCAUUCGGAGACGGAGAUGCUGGACCAUGGGAUUCGGAGCCGUAUUAUUGGUCUGACUGGGUUGGCAGCGAUCUUUCGGUGUCGGGCCGUCCCCUUUCAGCGCUUACCCCUCCAAGUACAAGUCAUGGUACAAGUUUGGCAGGACAUCCUUGUACCGACACGGUUUCUCCUGCAGCUGCAGCGCCAACACCAAAUAUAUUCAAUCCAAACUCUACGUCUUCGAAUUACGACUCGCAUGGCCAUUCUGCACAUUCCGGACACGGCAGAGGUGAUUAUGGCUCGAUACCUACAACUCAAGGCUGCAUCACGCAAUUAUCUGAGUUGCUCACUCGACUCAGCUCAGCCUUUGCUGCGGCUCAGCAGGAACUGAUACCUGGUUCUCCAUCAUUAGUCAUCAAUACGGCCUUCGAUUCGCUUGCGGCCUUACUUGUAUCGCCGACUGUCGUACUGCCAGGUGCCGACCAAGCAAGUGACGCAGUUCGGGAUACGUUUUCUGCAUCACAGCGGCUGCUCGAGAUUCUGCAUCACUUGCAAGAUCUUCAGCUCGGAGAGGAAGGUGGGAAAAUGGAUGUGGAUUCUCCAUGCUUACCUGCGCCGCCCCCCACACCACCCCCACGCAGUCCUCCCAGCGGUGAGCAAUUCAGUCAACGGACCCGAUCUCAACACUCCGAUACGGUCGUCCACCAUCUGGUCUUGGCCUGUCAUAGCCUUUUACUCAAUAUUUACGGUCCCCUGUUAGCCGCUUUACAGCAUGAUGCACUUGCUAGCGACUCCGAUGGCGUGCUGGCGCCAUCUUUGGUUGAUAUGCGUUUGAUUUUGCUUGUGCAACUCUGUUCUUACUUUAUUGAUCGCUUACAUGAGGGUGUAAGCGGGCUGUGUUUGCAAACGACGGUCGAUUUAGAAGCUGAAAUUCAGCAGAAGUUGCUUCGGCUAAGGCGUACGCUGCAUAUUUGAAUGCACAAGGUUCGUUUUUGAGUUAUUACGUGUACACAUAUUUAACAGG